This is a messenger RNA of Ostertagia ostertagi, 1074 nucleotides long. Lineage: Eukaryota; Metazoa; Nematoda; Chromadorea; Rhabditida; Trichostrongylidae. The record is from the annotation of a GenBank genome assembly.
AUGCCCCAAGCCUAUCGCCUGAUGCGCACCGCCGCCGCCCUGCUGGGCCUGUGCCUCGGCUUGCAGACCGCGCAUGCCGAACCGGCGCGCACGCCGCGGCAGCUGAUCGACCAGUUGGGCCCGCAGGUCCGCCGCGCCCUCGAACGGCCCGAGCCCAACAAGUCGCCCGAAGACGUGGAACGCGCCGUGGCGGCGCAGAUCACCGCGUUGAUCCGCCGUGCCGAAGGCCAUCUGUCGCUGACCGAGCGGGACAUGCACGGCCGCACGCCGCUGAUGCUGGCGGCCAGCGGCGGCUACGCCCAGGUCGUGGAAGCGCUGCUCGCCGACCCCAGCGUGAGGCUGAGCAUCAACUCGCCCGACAAGCGCGGCGAAACCGCCUGGAUGGUGGCCAGCUUCGCGCCGACGCUCACACUGGCCGCCUGCCAGCCCGGCGCGCUGACCCGCGAACGCUAUGCGCUGCUGCCGCCCUACCUGCUGCGCAUGGGCCAUCUGCUGAAGACCCAAGGGGCCGCCAUCGGCACCAUCAUCCGGGCGCUGGAAGCGGCCGGGGCCGAAGCCACGCUGGACGCCGGCAAGCAGGCCUGGCUGGCCCGCUGCCCCAACAGCUCGCCCGAGCUGCGCCAGGCGCUGGCCCUCGCCGAGGGCGGGCUGAUGCCCACGCUCGUCAACCACGCGGUCGCCAAGCAGGUCGACUUCAACAAGAUGGCGCGGGAGUCCGUCAACAGCCUCCCGGCCUCGCCGCCCAAGGACAUGCGCUUCGUCCAGGACAACGGCGACCGGAGCCUGGCCAAGCUGUCGCCGUUGCUGCAGAUCCAUGAGAUGAGCUGCGACAAGAUGCCCAAGCCGCAGCUGCCGCGCACGAUCUACUGGACGGGCAAAGUGCUGCUCAAGGCGGUCGUCCUCACGCGUGGCGGCAUCGUGGAAGUCGCCGAUGUGGACGUGCUGUCCAUCAGAGGCGACAAGAAGGAAGAGGCCGGCGCCUUCUUCCGCGGCCUGGUGGUGCAGGCGCUGGCCGGCUAUGAAUGCGCGGGGGACCACACCUUCGAGCAGGAGUUCGAGUUCAAGGUCGAAUGA